AUGCUGCCCGCUUUCUUGAUCGUCUUCCUCCCCCUCUCCCUUACGCUGUCACCGGUCAAUGCUGGUAUCUGGCCAGCCCCCAAAAAACUCUCUACUGGCAAAAGUGUUCUUUUCAUAAGCCAAACACUGGAAAUCACAUACAAUGGGGGAUCUGUACGCUGGCUUCCCACUCCCAACCCCCCCGACAACGAGACACAGCAUACUGAGACCUUCUUUAACGUGCAGCUGCCCUACACUUAUGGCUACAACCCAGCUCCAGGAUCGACCUUCAAUAGCAAAGACAUCGUACAGGGUGGUGUUUCACGCGCCAUGGGCGCCAUCUUCCAGCAGAACUUUGUCCCAUGGAAGUUCCACAAGAAAAACAGCGAGUUCGAGCCGGACGUCUAUGCGACGGACAAGAAAUCGAUCAACUCGUUGCAGAUUACACAAACCGGCGAGGACAACCCAAACAAAUUCAAGCCAGCUGCCGGCGAGUUCGAUGAAUCGUACGCGUUGAAUGUUACGGUGGACGGCUCGGCUACACUCGUAGCCAAGUCUUCUACGGGCGUUCUGAGAGGGCUCGAGACGUUUGUUCAACUCUUCUACCAGCACACGUCGGGCACUUCCUGGUAUACCCCGCUGGCACCCGUUGCGAUCGAAGAUGCGCCAGAGUAUUCCCACCGUGGCAUUCUUAUCGAUGUGGCGCGAAACUUCUUUCCGGUACAAGACAUCAUGAGGGUUAUCGACGCCAUGUCUUGGAACAAACUCAAUCGAAUCCACAUCCAUGUCACGGACUCACAAUCAUGGCCACUCGACAUUCCUGCGAUGCCUGAUCUGUCUGCGAAGGGCGCCUACCGGAAGGGUUUAUCCUACACACCAGAGGACCUAGUGAAGAUCCAAGAAUAUGCAGUCCACCGUGGGAUCGAGCCGAUCAUCGAGAUCGACAUGCCAGGCCACAUAGGCUCUGUCUCUUUUGCAUACCCUGAGCUUAUUGUUGCCUACAAUGAGAAGCCAUACCACUGGUGGUGCGUGGAGCCGCCUUGCGGUGCCUUCAAAAUGAACGAUACCAGGGUUGAUGAUUUCUUGGACAAGCUGUUUGAUGACCUCCUGCCAAGAGUCAGCCCCUACUCGGCAUACUUCCACACUGGUGGCGAUGAGCUGAACAAGAACGACUCGAUGCUGGACGAGGGUAUCAGGUCUAACUCGAGCGAGGUCUUGCAGCCUCUUCUGCAGAAGUUCAUGGACAAGAACCACGCGCGAAUCCGCAAGCAUGGACUUGUACCGUUUGUAUGGGAAGAGAUGCCGCUCGAGUGGAACAUCACUCUUGGCAACGACGUGGUGAUCCAGUCAUGGUUGGGAGGCGACUCUGUCAAGACUUUGACAAGCAGAGGCCACAAAGUAAUCGACAGCAACUAUAACUACUGGUACGCCGACUGCGGCCGAGGACACUGGAUGAACUUCGACAAUGGGCUGGCAUUUGAAACCUUUUUCCCAUUUAACGACUGGUGCUCGCCGGCGAAGGGAUGGCGACUCAUGUAUGCUCACAACCCCAGGGCAAACCUGACCGAUGAGGAAGCAAAGCUCGUGCUUGGAGGCGAAGUGGCGGCUUGGAGUGAGUCGAUUGAUCCUAUUAGCAUCGACGGGAUUCUUUGGCCGAGGGCCAGUGCGGCCGGCGAGGUGUUGUGGUCGGGCAGGCAGGAUUCCUCGGGACGUAACAGAAGCCAGUACGACGCGGCGCCGAGACUGGCCGAGUUCAGGGAAAGAAUGGUUGCCAGAGGAGUGAGGUCGGAGCCAGUUCAGAUGACUUUCUGCACGCAGGGCGACGCGACCGAGUGCGGCUAUCCCAUGUAA
Molecule: messenger RNA, 1830 nt
Organism: Colletotrichum higginsianum IMI 349063
Lineage: Eukaryota; Fungi; Ascomycota; Sordariomycetes; Glomerellales; Glomerellaceae
Product: Beta-hexosaminidase
Exons: 2
Coding region: 1-1830 (609 amino acids)
Biological process (GO): glycosaminoglycan metabolic process; carbohydrate metabolic process
Cellular component (GO): membrane
Molecular function (GO): beta-N-acetylhexosaminidase activity
Source: RefSeq, a predicted model, not a curated record